AUGCAGAGCUGCUACCCUGGUUCCGUUCACACAUUUAACAAGGCUGCUUCUUGUGUCAAUGUUGGAAAUAGUUCUCAUCCAAAACUAUUGCCAGCAGAUCAUCUACGGAUUUGCGAGUGGCAAACAGUCCAUGGGAAAUCGGACAAUCUAUUCACUGCGCAAAUGUUGGGAUUCGCUAAGAAAACGCCAUUUCAAAAUGAACAAGAGAUAAUGAACAAAGCUCUCAUACCACUGGACAUAAAACCCCAGAAAAAUGGCUUGACCCUGGAAAAAGAGCUCUUAAAUGUACCCUCGAGCUGGUUGGACCAUCCAUUUUUCACAUUCAAACCCGGAAAAACUAAGAAACUCGUCAGUGCCUCCUGGAACCCUAGCGAUGUGAAAGAUUUCAACAAAGCCGAAAGAUACCAUGAGCUUAUCAUUAUUCAUGUGACUAGAGCGGACAUGAUUUCUGAUAAUCAGACAGAGAUCGUUUCGAAGUUUGCCAAGGCUCUCGCAAGUCAACUGAAAGGACAUGGCCUUCAGACACAACCUUUCAAAUGGGACGGACCCACCGUUGCAUGGCAAAAGGUAAACAAAGACAAAAAGCCUUUCAAUUCUACGGCCGAGAGACAAGAAGUAGUCAAUGGUCUUUUAACUACUUACCUGAUGAGAGGCGACAAGUCUCGUAUGGUAUUUUUGAUACUGGCCGACAAAGACGCCGCAGUCUACUCUGAUAUCAAACGGUGGGGAGAUUGUAAUCUUGGAAUAGCAACGGUUUGCGUUUGCCCAUCAGCGGUGGUAAAGAAAAGUUCUGAUAUUCUAGACAACUUGAGCCUCAAAGCUAAUUUCAAGCUUGGUGGUACAAACCAUAUCAUUGGUGAUGUCAAAGAGCCAUCGGAACACAUCGAGUCCGUCCAAAAUGAUUCGCUUAUGAUUUUCGGUGCUGAUUUUGUCUCAGAUCUAGGCGGCAUGAUCAAAGAGAGACUACAGCUUUAUCAGGGAAAUAACGAAGGGAAUCUUGCCUUGAAUAUUUUAUUUUACCGUCAUGGCAUUAGUGAGAGUCAAUUUGGCAUGGCACUCACGCAAGAGCUUCCACAAAUUUACAAAGCUUGUAAGGAAUUUGCGGAGAAGCAAGGGAAAUCUAAUAUUCGUAUCACGUUGCUAGUCGUCACGAAGCGCCACCACACCCGUUUAUUUCCGCUCAAGUUGACCAAUAGUACCGAGAAUAUAAGUGGAGGUCUGGUGGUAGACAAGCACAUCGUGAAUCCUAAUCAAAUGAUCUUUUUCCUUCAAAGUCAUGAUUCUGCACUGGGAACAGCACGUCCAGCUCACUACACUGUCACCGCUAAUCAAUGUGAAUUGACUUUGAAGCAAUUAGAACGAGUGACACAUAAAUUGAGUUUUGUGGGUUUUCGUGCCACAAAGGGAUUAUCUGUCUGCGUUCCUGCGCAGAAUCUUUAUCAACCAGAUUCAAAGCAGUCUUGUUUUCUGUUUCCUACCUUUCGUAAAGAAUUGGUAAAUGUCAUAUCAAACUGCUUUGCUUGUGAAUCAGUAGGCGGCCAACGGCAGCUCAGCAGAUCCGGGAUCUCAUCAAAUCAUUGUGAGGAAUUGAAGUAUAAAUCUCUUUACUCUGUCGAGCGUAAAUUCACUUCUCGAAGGAUCUCAGGCUUGCGGAAGAUGUCUUCAGAAGGACGUAAAUGCUCAAAAUGUUCCAACGCACCAGAGAACACUCAGCACAAAACACAUUCCUGCGAGAAAAGUUGGCCAUUCUGGAAAGACCAAGUUUGUGAUAUUUGUUUCGAUCCCGGUCAUUCAUGUUCUCUCUGUCCCAAGAAGAAUAGUGCUCAUAAUAUUUGUGGCAUUUGCGGACAUCUGCAUAACAGCAAAUUUUGUCCUUCCAUAAAGGCUCCUGACCCUAAACAGUAUACGAGAGAGAAGUAUGAAGCAUUCAUAAGAAGAAAUCCCCCAAGGAAUCAGCCACAUACAGUCCCGUCGACUUCAUCUGCAGGCCCCUCGCAAAGUGUCCCCUCAACGGCAACCUCUGUACCACAAGUUGUUCAAUCCCAUGCAACUCAAGCUCAACUUCUCCCACCAGGCUCGGUAAGAUUAGUCGCAAAUUUCACCCCGCCAGCAAAGACAGAAAAAGAAGUUGAAGAAGAAAAGCGGGCAGGUGGUUUCCAGCAAUUAGUCCAUCGUCGGACAACACCUGCCAAUGUUGAAGCUAGAGACGUCAAUUUGCCUGAUCCUGUUCAAGCCAACUACUUCAAAGUCACCUUCAAAUCUUAUCUUGAUCUGCGGAGAUACAGGAUUCAACUCGACCAAAUCAAUUCAAAAGACGUUGUCAAGCGUGAGCUUCGCCGUACUUUGAUCAAAGGGCUACUCCAACAGAACCCUCCUCCAGGAAUAUGGGUUUCGGACUAUUCGGAAUACAUUGUCUCUGUCGGCAAGCUUUAUGAGAAUUUAACUGAUGCGCCGGGAGCGACUGUCGAGAUUCUUCAUCAUCGUCCUGGUCGAGAUCAAGCCUUGGUUCCAAUGCAAAGCCUCAUCGUUUACGAAGGCCCUUUUCAAAGAGAUGCUUUAGACACGCAUGUGUCUUCGAGUGAUUCAUUAUUCUUACCAGAUGCGGACCUUAGAAUGCUAAACAUUAUCUCGUGGUUCAGAAUUAACGGCUAUGAUCCACAGAAUACACCAUUUUUUGAUGGAUUCCGUGUGGGAAAUAGAUUCUAUCCUACUGUUGGGGGUGUGAUUCCUGACCAUAGGAUUCCAUCGGUCAAUGAAACAAUAUUUCUAAUAAGGGCUGGAUUCUUUACAUCGAUGCGGCCAGCUAUUGGAUCGGUGCUGUUGAAUGUCAACACCGUGACCUCAGCUUUUUUUCCACCAGAAAUACUGAGUAAUUGGAUCAGAUUGCGUUGGGGACAAGAAAUUCCGCCAGUCAACGAACAGACUGACCUUAUAGGCCUGCGAGUUACUUUCAGUGGCGACGGUCCAAUUCCUAAAACUAGAGUCAUUCGUGAUGUCAAUAGUCUAAAUGUUAGUCGAGUCAAUUUCACGCCUACAAACGCCGACGGAACCCAGGGCCAGAAUACCUCUGUUUAUGACCACAUGAGAAAUAAGUAUCACUUGUUGACAUUCAGUCCCACUACCUGCUGCUUGAAUAUGGGAACAACAAAUGAUCCGAAAUGGUACCCGGCUGAUAAGUUGCGGAUCGUUGCGGGACAAAUCUUCAAGAAGCAACUCCCGGAACGUUUAGGCAGCCUAAUGAUAAAGAUUGCUCAGAACCUGCCCGAAACCAACAAGAGGUUAAUUCUGAACAGUGCAUUGCCUUCUCUAGGAAUCCCAGCUACCACAGGUUCCUUCUCACAAUUCGGCCUCAGUAUCAAUGAUAAAUUUGAAGAGGUCGUUCCUAGAUACCUUCGUCAGCCUAUACUGGAAUUUAAAGGAGGUUCCCAGUUUGACAUAUCCAAGCAACCAAUGAACAGAUCUUCCUGGAUGCUCAAAGAUAACGGUCGCAUCUUCAAGUUUGCUGAAACUGGAAGCUCGAUUUCUAAUCUGCAUAUCAUUCGACUCAAUGUCGAAAAUAAUGCUGAUAAAGCAGAAGUGAUGAAUCUUGCCCGAGAUCUCAGUAGGAGAAUUGGAGACUAUGGUGUCACAAUAACAGGAAAUGAAAGUGUUUGCGACGCUGCGUUUUCGCUAAAUAGGUCGAACUUUUGUAUUGGACUUAAUGCAGCCCUAGCAGCUUUACGUUCAAGAAAUAGUAGCAGAAACCCGAGACUACUUCUCGUAGUAGUCCCCGACAAGAAUAUACGUACCUAUGCAAAUAUAAAGUGGUGGGGUGACUGUGUCGCAGGUAUCCCGACAAUUUGCAUCACCAAGGGUGUGCUUGCCAAAGGGAGAUGGAUCAGAGGCAGAUUUCACUCGGAUGUUGGAGUUAUUUCUAAUAUCAGUCUCAAGAUAAACUUCAAAUUGGGAGGCGUUAGCCAUUUCCUUAACGACGAGGCAGGCCAAAGAAUCUUCUGGGCUGGUGCGAAGGCAAAUACUAUGAUCGUUGGAGCGGAUGUUUCCCAUGCUGGUAAAGGUAGGGAUGCAACCUGCCCUUCAAUGGCAGGGGUCGUAGCUACUUGUGAUCAACAAUGCUCUCAAUACUUUGCAUCCGCUCGCCUCCAAGAGAACAACACCGAGUCGAUUGCCGACCUUGCGGAUAUGAUCGGAGAGCGUCUUGAUAGAUACUACACUGUCAACAAUGAUUUGCCUGAGCACAUUCUAUUCUAUCGCGACGGUGUCAGUGAAAGUCAAUACGGGAUGGUUGUGAUAGAUGAAAUUCCUCGCAUCAAAGCUGGAUGCAGAGCGGCCGGUACAAGGAAUGGGAAAGGACAGAAUUGGUGCCCAAAGAUCACUCUUCUCGUGGUUGGAAAGCGCCAUCACACCCGCUUCUUUCCUAAAUUGGCGAAAACUCAAAAGUUUAACAACAACCUUUCGUCCGGCUUGCUGAUUGAUACAGGGGUAGUUACACCUAAUCAUUUCAGUUUCUAUCUUCAGAGUCAUGAUAGCGCACUUGGAACAGCAAGAAGCGCACACUACAUUGUAAUCAUAAAUGAGAGUGAUUACACACCGGAAAGUAUUCACAAAACUACGAACACUAUCUGUUUCACGGGUUCUAGGGCAUUCAAAGCCUUGUCAGUCUGCACCCCGGCUAAAUACGCGGAUAUUUUAUGUGAUCGCAUGCGUUGUUAUAUGAAGCCGGCUCUGGACAGUGAUUUUGCUGCCACGUCUCCAAAUAACCUGGAUUUCUAUCGAAGUAAUGCAGGCAUUUGGAAUGCUCCUCGUCAGAGUAGGACUAAUCCCUGGCAUCCCAAUCUUAACAAUCUGAUGUUUUAUCUUUGA
Messenger RNA from Botrytis fragariae, 4860 nucleotides. Its product is annotated as putative piwi-domain-containing protein. The record is from RefSeq and is a predicted model, not a curated record. NCBI's taxonomy places the organism in Eukaryota, Fungi, Ascomycota, Leotiomycetes, Helotiales, Sclerotiniaceae. The transcript is spliced from 13 exons. Bases 1 to 4860 code for a protein of 1619 amino acids. Gene Ontology annotation, molecular function: protein binding; nucleic acid binding.